Molecule: messenger RNA, 1336 nt
Organism: Adelges cooleyi (spruce gall adelgid)
Lineage: Eukaryota; Metazoa; Arthropoda; Insecta; Hemiptera; Adelgidae
Exons: 5
Coding region: 467-1153 (228 amino acids)
Source: RefSeq, a predicted model, not a curated record
AAAAGUUAACGAACCAAUAAUGAUAUGGUAAACGGCGGCCGCGGACCGCCCAAAGAUAGGUUUUGUUUUGUUUUUAUAUUAUAUUAAGUUUUCACCAGAAACAUAACGUUUAAAAUAAUCGGCAGUAGUGUGGCGCGCGAUCGUCGGUAGUGUUUGGCGGUGGUAGCUAAAUAAAAAAUUAAAAGGAGCAAAUGCAAAUAAUUGGACGGUAGUCAACAAUUUUAGCGGGGAAAGUAAAAUAAAAUAAAAAUCAAAUGAGUUAUUUUCGAUCGCGGUGACGGUGUGUACCUACUAAUAUUAUAUAUUAUUAUUAUAUUAUCACACUAUGUUGUUCGGUCGGACGCGGCGCGUUUUAACUAAAUGCAAAUUUUAAAAUAGUAUAAUAUAAUAAUUAGCAAAUAAAUAAACACAGUGUACUUAUUAUAUUAUUAUAUAAAAAUAUCUAUAGGCCGUCGCGGUUCUAGCAAUGCGGACGACGGUCGGCGUGUGCGUGCUACUGCAGCUGUUGGCGGCGUCCGCCUUGGUCGGCGGACGGCCGGUGGACGACAACAGCGGCGGACGGCCAGUGAUUGUGGACAACGCCGUCAUCGAGGUGGAGCCCGGCGCCACGGCCGUGCUGGAGUGUCCCAGCAACGACAAGGACCACCGGUUUCAGUUCUGGUGGCUCAAGUCCAACGAGAUCAUCGGGCCGGGCUCAGACAUGGACAGCAACAAGUUCAGAUACGAAGUGCUCACCGGCACCCUGUACAUAAAGGAAGUCACGCCCGAGGAAAGUGGCGUGUACACUUGCGUUUGUAAAAAUCUGGGAAGCAUAUCUAUGUCCGCCAGGUCGGUAAACUUGGCGAUCAAAAGAGACUGGGAAGAUGUAUGGGAAAAUGAUUACACGGUGAAUACGAUUCGAGUAGUAGCCGUGCUCAGCGUAUUAACUUUAAUACUUUUAUUAGUUUAUUUGUAUUACUUAACGUCUUACAAGACUACCAAUAGAACGUUACACUUUAGAGAAGACGACUCUGAAGAGGAUGUGACAAACGACAAACAAAUAUACAGAAAGACGACAAUAUCCAAAGAUAACAUUUUCCAAACCGGUAUAGACAAUCCUACAUUAGAAAAAGAAGCCGGACUGGCAAAAACGAUCACCGAGACAAAAGCCUAGCGAAAGCGUUAUUCGCUGAGCAUUUAACUGACAGACUAAGAUUUUAAUGAUAAUAACAAUAAUAUAUAUAAUUGAUAGUUUUAAAUCAAUUAAGUACAAUCAACAAUGUAAAAAUUAUUAAUUAGAAUUUUAAAAUUAUAAAUAUUAUAUAUAUAUAUAUACAAUAUAUUAUACGAAAAAGUA